Messenger RNA from Plasmodium vinckei vinckei, 597 nucleotides. Its product is annotated as conserved protein, unknown function. The transcript has 4 exons. Gene Ontology annotation, cellular component: EMC complex. Lineage: Eukaryota; Apicomplexa; Aconoidasida; Haemosporida; Plasmodiidae. Bases 1 to 597 code for a protein of 198 amino acids. The record is from RefSeq and is a predicted model, not a curated record.
AUGACAGGAACAGAAAUAACGAUUGAUAAUAUUGCAUAUGCAAAAAUUUUUAUGCAUGCUUUGAAAAAUUCCUAUGAUGAUGUGUGUGGAGUAUUAAUAGGAAAAUAUUAUAAUUCAGAAAAUAAUAAAAAAAAAUGUGUUAUAAGUAAUACUGUUCCAUUAUUUCACACACAUAUAUUGUUUGCAUUUUUAAGUUUGGCAUUUACAAUGAUUGAGAAAAAUUGCCAAGAGACUGGUGAACGAAUUAUAGGAUAUUAUCAUAUUAGUGCUGAUGAUUCUAAAAAUGAUCAUAUAAGUAAUAUAAAAAUAUGUGAUAUAAUUUCAGAUACCUUAAUAAAAAAUUGUAGCGAUGCACUAAUAUGCUUAGUAAAAAUUUCUAAAUUAAAGGAUGAUGAAGACAACUGUAUAAAGGCAUUUAGGCAAGAAGGAAAUGGAAAAUUGAAAAAUGAAAAAAUACAAAUAUCUAGUAAAAACAAGGAAUUUUUAAAGAAAAGUAUCUCAAACCAUGAGUAUUUGAAUAUCCACGAUUUUGAUGACCAUUUAAAUUGCAUUAAUUGUGAUUUUAUGAACCCCAACUUAUUUAAAGAUAUUUCUUAA